AUGCCCUCGGGGGCCCUGGAGUCGGCGGCGCGCUUUCUUAGGUUGAUGGCGCUGGCCCUGUCCGUGCAGGUCUCGGGCGAGAAGUCACCACCGCACCUUCGCAGGCUGCCGAAGCGGGUUCGGGCCGAGAGCCCCCAGAAGGCGCAGCUGGUCGAGCCGCGGCCAGCCGCCGCGGCAUUGGCUGGGCCUGGAGGCGACGGCGCUUGCGCCCCCGCCAGCGGCAGCCACCCUCGCUUGGAGACCGCGUCGCCGCAGCCCACGCGGCGGCUUCGGCGGCCGCUGUCGCCGGCCGCGUCGCCGGAGCAGCGGCCCAGGGCCCUGGGGCCCCUCCCCUGGGGCGGCCCCGCCGGGGCGCCAGACCCCGCCGCCUCCCCCGAGCGGCGCGCGGCAGGCUCCAGCUACAGGGCCGACGUGGCGCCCUCCCCGUACACGCCGCCCGCGCAGGUGGUACGCCGGGCGCCCACGCCGGCCACCCCGUGCCGCGGGCGCGCGCAGCAGCGGCUGGAGCGCUGGGAGUGGGAGGCGAUGCAGCACGGCGGCUCCUCGGAGUGGGGCGAGGAGCUCGAGGACAUGGACACGGACCUGUGA
This is a messenger RNA of Prorocentrum cordatum, 588 nucleotides long. Lineage: Eukaryota; Dinophyceae; Prorocentrales; Prorocentraceae. The record is from the annotation of a GenBank genome assembly.